UUUCUGUAAGAAUGAUUAGGCGCCCACGGGCCACUGCGGCCGAUGAUAAGUCCUCAGACCUUGCUCGCAUCCUGCAACCCCUCACCGUUGUUUCUUGGGGACCUGCUGCAAUACACCAUCUUGGUGUCCCUAUUGUGGUCGCAACAGUCAUGAUUUCAGUUCGCGAUGAGGAUUAUCAAACUGCCAUACAGAAAUUGAAAGAUGCAGGAUUUAUUCCCUGUGUUCCAACUCGCAAACCUGCCCCAGAAAUUCUAGCAAGCUUCGAGGAUCCUAGCCGUGUGAUUGAAGAAAUGAAUGCAGGCUUUAAACGCGUGGAUUGCUCUAGUACAACAUUUGAAUACCCAGAACACCAUCCGAGAGCCGGCUUGUGGAUCUGCUUGUUCCCAAACUCCUUCACACACCUUCUUUCUUGUGGUACAACCCUCACAAAGAAGUAUGAUAUUUAUGACAAUUUAUUCUAUCCACUGGAGGAACUGCUAGUUGAAAGUUUUGUCAAGGCAGCAAUUGAUGAAGAGAAUGAGUUCAAAUGGUCUGAUUGGAGUGAAUCAUUAAGAGCAUGGUUAUCCAUGAUGACUGGCUAUCUUGAAGUUAAUAAUGACGUUCUCGAUAAUUGCACGGAUAACCGGGCUGUGGAAUGGUAUAGCACGAAUUUUGGCCGUAUACGGGAAGCAAAAUUCGGGCCCUGGGACCGGCGAGUCUCAAAACGCCUUGGUUCUGGAAAAGAGAUGUCUGUUGAUAUGAGAGGGCAUCCUGUCUCGUGAUUACAUGUACAUCGAGUUCUCCUUACAUUGAACCAAACCCAAAAUCCUCGACCACGAAAACCAAUUGCCACCUGAGUCUUAGCAUUUAAAGUACGAAAACUCAACGUGGAUUCGAUGGUAAAAUUUACAUACAAUAUAUAUGCAUGUUUCACCAAACUAAGA
Coccidioides immitis RS is the source of this 923-nucleotide messenger RNA. RefSeq lists its product as uncharacterized. The coding region runs from base 12 to 761 and encodes 249 amino acids. NCBI's taxonomy places the organism in Eukaryota, Fungi, Ascomycota, Eurotiomycetes, Onygenales, Onygenaceae. The record is from RefSeq and is a predicted model, not a curated record. The transcript has 2 exons.